AUGCAUUUGAUUAUGCUUUACCAUGUAGCUUAUACAGCGCCCCCUGCAUCUGGCAAAAAGCUUCACCAAUUCAUCAAGGAGUUUUCCAUCCAAGAAAGAACUGGAUCCUCCAUAUUGAUCUUCUCAUUCACAAGGGAUUCGAAUACAUGGCGCCUCCAAGCUCUGCCAAUCACGCCAUCGUUUGAUUCCAGGGCCUGGUUAGGAAAUUAUGUUGCCUUGAAUACUCCAAGCUGUCAAUAA
Molecule: messenger RNA, 240 nt
Organism: Cylindrotheca closterium
Lineage: Eukaryota; Bacillariophyta; Bacillariophyceae; Bacillariales; Bacillariaceae
Source: the annotation of a GenBank genome assembly